Messenger RNA from Gadus morhua (Atlantic cod), 8939 nucleotides. RefSeq names its product SH3 and multiple ankyrin repeat domains protein 2. The record is from RefSeq and is a predicted model, not a curated record. Gene Ontology annotation, molecular function: ionotropic glutamate receptor binding; synaptic receptor adaptor activity. Gene Ontology annotation, cellular component: postsynaptic membrane; dendritic spine; postsynaptic density. Lineage: Eukaryota; Metazoa; Chordata; Actinopteri; Gadiformes; Gadidae. The coding region runs from base 54 to 5495 and encodes 1813 amino acids. The transcript has 23 exons.
UGAAGGCCGCCCCCCCCCCCCACCCUAGGAGUCCCACCUCCAGCGAGGAUGAGAUGGCUCAGAGUCUCUCUGACUACUCCGAGGACUCCGCCUCCGACCGGGAGGAGACCGUCUACGAGACCAUAGGCCCCGCCCCCUCGGCCCCACCCUACAUGGAGGACGUGAGGACGCACUCCCUGGUGGUCCGCGUGCUCGUCCCCGACCUGCAGCAGACGAAAUGCAUGCGCUUCAACCCGGACGCCAGCGUGUGGGCGGCCACCCAGCGCGUGCUCUGCUCGUUGAGCCGUGGUCUGAAGGACGCGCUGAACUACGGCCUCUUCCAGCCUGCCAGCGGCGGCCGCGACGGGAAGUUCCUGGACGAGGAGCGCGUGCUCAGGGAGUACCCUCAGCCAGUCGGCCAGGGGGUCCCGUCCUUAGAGUUCCGCUACAAGAGCCGAGUGUACAGGCAGCCUCACGUCGACGAGAAGAUGAUCUCCAAACUCCACACCAAGGCCAAUUUGAGGAAGUUCUUGGAGCUGAUCCAGAACCAGCAGGUGGACAAAGUGUCCAGACUGCUGGAGAGAGGGCUGGACCCCAACUACCAGGACCCCCACAGCGGAGAGACCCCCCUGACGCUGGCCGCCCACCUGGGCGACGUGACGGAGGUGAUGAAGGUGACGGAGGUGAUGAAGGUGCUGAAGAAUGGCGGCGCUCACCUGGACUUCAGGGCCCGAGACGGGCUGACGGCCCUCCACAAGGCGGCCCGCGCCCGGCAGCCCCUCCCUCUGGAGACCCUGCUGGAGCUGGGGGCGUCUCCGGACUACAAGGACGGGCAUGGCCUGACCCCCCUGUACCACAGCGUGGUUGGGGGGGGCGACCCGGGCUGCUGUGAGAUACUGCUGCUGCACCGCGCUGUCACGGGCUGCAGGGACGAGAACGGCUGGGCGGAGCUCCACCAGGCUUGUCGCCAUGGCCACGUGCAGCACCUGGAACAUCUGCUGUUCUACGGAGCAGAUAUGAGCGCCCAGAACGCCUCCGGAAACACGGCUCUGCACAUCAGUGCCCUGUACAACCAGGAUAACUGCACCCGAGUGCUACUGGCCCGCGGAGCCGAUAAGGAGGAGAAGAACUACAACAGCCAGAACCCCUUCCAGGUGGCGAUCAUCGCUGGGAACUUUGAGCUGGCUGAGCUUGUGAAGAACCACACAGAGACAGACGUAGUGCCUUUCCGCGAGGCGCCCGCCUACUCCAAGCGCCGGCGGGGCCCCGCCCCCGGCAACGGCAGCGGCAACGGCCCCUCCCCCUCCAGCCUGUCGGCCCCCAGGGUGCUGGUGCGCUCCAACAGCGACACCAACCUGACGGUCAGCCAGCACCCGCCGGCCCCGCUGUCCCCGCUCCAGGGCCUCCCGCGCGGCCUGCUGCCGGCCGGCCCCGCCCCUCGCCGCAGCCCCUCCCCCCAGCUGCUGCAGAACAUGGCUGCCGGGAGCCCCAACGGGCCGGGGCGGGCCCCGGGGCGGGGCCAGGGCCGGAACCGCUCCCCCUCCCUCAGCCGGCUGGGGGACGAGGCCCGCCGGGCCCUGCCGCUGCAGAGGCAGGCCAGCCCAUUGGCUCCAGGCGAGGGGGGAGGUGUCAGGAGGAAGCUGUACAGUGCGGUGCCCGGGAGGAACUUCGUGGUUGUCCGACCGUACUCCCCCCAGGCGGAGGGCGAGAUCAGCCUCUACAAGAACGACAGGGUCAAAGUCCUGAGCAUCGGAGAGGGGGGCUUCUGGGAGGGUGGCGCCCGGGGGCAGGAGGGCUGGUUCCCCGCUGACUGCCUGGAGGAGAUACCGUCUAAAGCCAGCGACGAACGCAGCUAUUCCAGAGCGGAUCGCAGCGACAGACGGAAGCUCUUCAGACACUACACCGUGGGGUCCUACGACAGCUUCGACGCCUCCAGCGACUGCGUGGUGGACGAGAAGACGGUGGAGCUCCAGAAGAAGGAGAACGAGGGCUUCGGCUUCGUGCUGCGGGGGGCCAAAGCGGACACGCCCAUCGAGGAGUUCACCCCCACCCCCGCCUUCCCGGCGCUGCAGUACCUCGAGUCGGUGGAUGAGGGGGGCGUGGCCUGGCAGGCGGGGCUCCGCACGGGAGACUUCCUCAUCGAGGUGAACCAGGUGAGCGUGGUGAAGGUUGGCCACAGGCAGGUGGUCAACAUGAUCCGUGUGGGCAGCGACCGGCUGCUCAUCAAGGUGGUGACGGUCAGCCGCAGCCCCGAGCCCGACGACACCGCCCGCAAAAAAGGUACCGACGGAAGAGCCCCUCCACCUCCAAAGAGAGCCCCCACCACUGCCCUCUCCAUGCGCUCCAAGUCGAUGACCUCUGAACUAGAAGAACUAGUGGAUAAAGCCACGCUGAGGAAAAAGAAAGGUGACAAGGUGGACGAGGCCCAGCCGGCGCCCAAGAACCCCGACAUGAAGGUGGCCACCAUCAAACCACGCCCCUCCAGCCGCUGCCUGGUGACCUCUGAGAUGAACUCUCUGUACCACGACCGCCAGGGGGUGGCGGUGGCCCCCCCCACGGUGCCCGGGGGGCUGCUGGGAGUACCUGCCAAGGGCACCAUCAAGAAACAGAAGUCCAUAGGGACCGAGGAGGAGACGCUGGGCUUCCUCACGCCGCCAUCGCUCAAGUUCUCCCGCAGUCUUUCUAUGCCGGACACCUCAGAGGACAUCCCCCCUCCGCCCGCCGUCUCCCCCCCCUCCCCCCCCGCCUACAACGCCCCCGCCAGCCAGACCCUGCGGGGCUACGGCGCCCGGCCUGGGUUCACGCACAACGCCAACGCCGUGAGCACCAUGGGCCGGGACGCGGGCACCCUGCGGCGCGGCUACUACCGACAGAGCUCGGAGCAGUUCGAGAGCAGCCGGCUGCGGGGCCGCGCGCCCGUGCCCGAGAACCCGUACUCCGAGGUGGGCAAGAACCUAUACGUGCCCGCCAAGCCGGCCCGGAGGAAGGGCAUGCUGGUGAAGCAGCCCAACGUGGAGGACAGCCCCGAAAAGAGCGGCCACAAGGCGGCGUCCGGGCCGGCCUCCAUGCCCUCCACGCCCACGGAGCGCACCUGCUCCUCCAUCCCCAUCCCCACCAUCAUCAUCAAGGAGCCCUCCACCAGCAGCAGCGGCAAGAGCAGCCAGGGCAGCAGCAUGGAGGUGGAGCCCACCACCCCGGAGCACCCCCCCCUCGCGGCCGCCGGGGGCGGGGCGCUGCGGCCCGGGGACUCCCUCGCGCUCAGCAACCCCUUCGCCGCCGCCAUCGCCGGGGCGGUGCGGGACCGGGAGAAAAGGUUGGAGGCCAGGAAGAACUCGACGGCGUUCCAGUCGAUCGACGCGGGGGACGAGGACGGCCCCACCCCCGCCCCCCGCCUGCGCCAGUCCCGCUCCAUCGACGAGGGCAUGUUCAGCGGCGACGAGCGGCUGCGGAGGGCCGCCAUGCCCCCGCUCUCCAUCCAGCUCGGGCGUCCCCUGGGCGGCGGCGGCGGCAACCUGACCGACGUCGACAGCCCCGAGCCCGCGGUGGUCCGUGAGCCGCUCAACACCCGCACCGGCCAGUGCCCCAACCUGGACAGCCCCCUCAGCCUCCCGGCCACGCCCCCUAAGAGCCACAACGGGGCCGCCGGUACCUACCUCCACCCCGUCACCGGGAAAGCCUUGGAUCCCAACUCCCCCCUCGCCCUGGCCCUCGCGGCCCGGGACCGCGCCAUGAAGGAGCAGCACGGCCACCAGAACCCGGCCCCCUCGCCCCCCAGGACGGAGCCCCAGUCGCUCCCGUCCCAGCCCGGCCACCAGGCCGAGCUCAUCCAGCCGCUGUUCAUCGACACCAAGCUGCGCUCCGGCAUGGAGGCGGGCUUCGGCCCCGCCGGGACCGCCACCGUGGGCCGGGCGGGCCGGGGAGGCCGGGGGGGCCGCGGGGGGCUGCGGCGCCAGAUGACGGAGCAGAGGUAUGAGACGGACGGGGCGCGGGAGCAGAGGCAGCACCAGAAGCUGGAGCAGAGGAAGAGCGCCCCGGUGGAGGCCGUGGAGCCCCCCGCCGGGCUGCUGAUGGUCCACACCGAGGAGGGGGGCCGGGAGAGCGACCGCCCCACCGAGCUGAAGGACCCCGACCCCCCCCACAAGGCCGGCGCUCCCAGGGCCCCGCCCUCCUCCGACCCGCCGGCGGCCCUGCGGCGCGGCGUGGCGGCCAGCGAGUCCCUGGACGAACCGGUGAAGCUUCCCUUCCGGAUCCCCCCCCCCCCGCUGGCGUCCGUGGACAUCGACGACGAGUUCGUCUUCUCGGAGCCGCUCCCCCCGCCGUUGGAGUUCGCCAACAGCAUCGACGUCCCCGACGACCAGGCCGGCGCCAUCGCCGAGAUGAUCCAGCGGCAGCGGCAGAACGGGGGGCCGUACCACGCCCCGCCCCCCAUGGGGGCGCACCACCGGCGGGGCUUGCUGACCAACUGCAUGCCCCCGGCCUUCCCCCCCCAGGACCCGGAGCGCCGCGGCGAGGAGGCGGACGGGCGGAGCGGUGGGGAGCCCGGCCGCGCCGAGACCACCAGCACCGUCUCCAGUGUCUCCACGCUGUCCUCAGAGGGGGGCUUCUGCGACCUGGAGGGCCUCUACGCCGACGGCCACGCCUUCUUGCUGGACCGCCCCCCCGUCCCGCCCAAACCCAAGGGCAAGCCCCUCAUCAACCGGACGUCCCUCUACCACGACACCCUGAUCGAGGAGCCGCCCGAGGCCUUCGGCUCGCCACCACAGGCUCCUCCCCCUCCUCCUGGUUCCGACCCCCCCCCCGCACAACGGACCUCCAAGCUGUGGGGGGAGCAGCCCGCCGAGCUGCGCAGCCCGCCGGCCACGCCUGACCCCAAGAACACCGUCAUCAGCGAGCUCAGCUCCAUCCUUCAGCAGAUGAACCGCGAGAGGCCCCCCAGGACCGAGGGCCUGGACUCCCCCACAGGGGCCCGGGGCGUGUUCGGCUCCAGGACCCCUGCAGAUGAGGCGGCCACGCGGCCGGCGGCCGGCCUCAGCGCCACGCCCCCUGCCGGCCUCCCACCCCCCCCCCAGCAGCCCCGCACCGGCAGCCCGCCCGACUCUGGCGCCUCCUCGCUCACACCCUGCUCCUCGCUGCCGCCGUCCACCUCGCCCACGCUGACGGAGGCCUUCGGCCUGGCCACGCCCCCGCUGGGCGGCGGCUACAGCCUGGGCUCCUCCUCCUGCGGAGGCUCCUCCCGCUCGCCCUCGCCGCUCUCCCUGCUGCAGGCCGCCGCCGCCGCCGCCGCCUCGGGGAAGCCCUUCGCCGGGAAGCCGGUGGACCUGUGGAGCAAGGCGGACGUGGCGGACUGGCUGGAGAGCCUGAACCUGGCGGAGCACCGCGACGCCUUCCUGGACAACGAGAUCGAGGGCGCGCACUUGGCCUCGCUGCGCAAGGAGGACCUGAUCGACCUGGGGGUGACGCGGGUCGGCCACCGCAUGAACAUCGAGCGGGCGCUGAAGCUGCUGACGGACAGAUAGGCCGCCGAGAGGGGGCGGGGCCACCCACCGGGAGGGGAAGGGGCCACCCGCUGGGAGGGGGCGGGGCCACCCACCUGGAGGGGGGGGGGGGCAACCGCCGGGGGCUCCUAGGGGCGGCCGGGGCGGUCGACGUCCCCCCCCCCCCCGUCUGGCGUCGCCAUGGAGACGGGGUGUGAUGGGAGGGGGUCCCGCCCCCGUGUCGACACCCCUCCUCCGUCGACCAGAGGAACGACCUGUGUAUCCUCUGGGUGGGCGGACUUGGAGGACUGGGAGGACUGGGAGUCCUCCUGAGGCUGGCCAGCCACUCCGUGCUGCUCCCCAGCUGAGCUGGACAGCGCUCCUUUUCUAUCUUUGCUAGAGUUGCUCAGAAAUAGUAUUUCUUCACCGUUUUGUUUGAAAAUAGGAAUCUUAUCCCACUUGAUUAGUACAGCGAUCUUGUGUAUACUAAACACACAAACACACACCUUUUUCACAGUGCCACAUACCAACACACACAAACACACACACACACAUGGGUUCACCUUUUUCACUACCUUUCAUACCACACUCACACAGACACUAUGCUAGCACACAUAUAACACACAACCAUGCACAUUCACAACGUUGUCACUGCAAUGGCCUUCUCCUCCUCUUCCUCCUCCUCCUCCUCCUCCUCAGAAAGAGCAGUGCAUGAUGGGAGGGGCCCUACUAGGAAGCCCCAUUGUAGCAGGUUACAGUCCAGCGUCUGUCCACCCAUCCCUCAACACUAGAACCAAAGUCCCUCACCAGUAGAACCAGUCCCUCACCAGUAGAACCAGUCCCUCACCACUAGAACCAGUCCCUCACCAGUAGAACCAGUCCCUCACCAGUAGAACCAGUCCCUCACCACUAGAACCAGUCCCUCACCAGUAGAACCAGUCCAUCAACACUAGAACCAAAGUCCCUCACCAGUAGAACCAGUCCAUCAACACUAGAACCAAAGUCCCUCACCAGUAGAACCAGUCCCUCACCAGUAGAACCAGUCCCUCACCAGUAGAACCAAAGUCCCUCACCAGUAUAACCAGUCCCUCACCACUAGAACCAGUCCCUAACCACUAGAACCAGUCCCUCACCAGUAGAACCAGUCCCUCACCAGUCGAACCAGUCCCUCACCAGUAGAACCAGUCCCUCACCAGUAGAACCAGUCCCUCACCACUAGAACCAGUCCCUCACCACUAGAACCAAUCCCUCACCAGUAGAACCAGUCCCUCACCACUAGAACCAGUCCCUCACCAGUAGAACCAGUCCCUCACCAGUAGAACCAGUCCCUCACCAGUAGAACCAGUCCCUCACCACUAGAACCAGUCCCUCACCACUAGAACCAAAGUCCCUCACCAGUAGAACCAGUCCCUCACCACUAGAACCAGUCCCUCACCACUAGAACCAGUCCCUCACCCGUAGAACCAGUCCCUCACCAGUAGAACCAGUCCCUCACCAGUUGAACCAGUCCCUCACCACUAGCAGAGGUAGAGACUCAGGGUCAUAUCAGCCAGAGGAAACCCGGUGUUUGGAAACCAACAUCUGGAUGUGUUUGUUAGCAGUUACAGCCCGGCUGUAGAACCCCAGGUGUUACCUGAUGAAACUGGAAUUUCACAUUUCUGCAAGAAUGCAGUUGUAGGUGUGUCUGUGAAGUAGAGCACCAAGUGGUUUUUCACUGUAUUGUAUAUUUGAAUUUGUUUUAUUUAUUCCCCCUAAAAUAUGAAGGAUGUGUUGUGACCAGCUUGUGUGUGUGUGUGUGUGUGUGUGUGUGUGUGUGUGUGUGUGUGUGUGUGUGUGUGUGUGUGUGUGUGUGUGUGUGUGUGUGUGUGUGUGUGUGUGUGCAAGCAAAAAGUAGCUAUGUUCAGCUCCAAUUGUCCUUCCCGUCAUAAAAUAUAACUUUUGCUGACAUUGAAUCCAUCCGAGUAGAUCCCCACAUAACUGUCUUAUAUAUUUAUAUAUUUAUAUAUAUUUGCAACGAAUAUAGCUCAUUUAGUAUAACAAUGAUGUGCAAUACAUGGCCUCAGUAGAGCUAACUAAGGUUAGCAUCUAAACGGUGGUUUCAUAGUAAAGGACUUCAGAGUGUUGGAAUCUAUUGUUGGUAUUUGGAUUCAGUGUGAGCAGCUACUCUGUUAAUCAUUCCAAUCUUUCCAAAAUCAGGACAAAGAGCGCGUCCUGUACCCCUCACAUCCUCACCAUCGCUCUAUCCCCCUUCAUUUACCCAACAGACAAUGCUAAUGCUGUACAUACAUUAGACCUCUUCAUCCAAUGACAGAGCAUUGAGAGACGUUAAGCAACGCCAUGUGUAUAUGAGUAGAUGUGAGGAUGUACACGUUUGACACGGGCCAGUACUAACCCUAACCCUCACCCUAAGGCUAACCCUGACCCUAACCCUCACCCUCACCCUAACGCUAGUGCUCCUGGUUUUACACUGGAAAGCUUUUUGGAGUUUGAGCAGUCUUAUGGUCCUGGGUGAUCUGGUGAUCUGGUGAUCUGGUGAUCUGGAGCUCUGGUGAUCUGGAGCUCUGGUGAUCUGGAGCUCUGGUGAUCUGGUGAUCUGGAGCUCUGGUGAUCUGGAGCUCUGGUGAUCUGGUGAUCUGGUGAUCUGGUGAUCUGGAGCUCUGGUGAUCUGGUGAUCUGGAGCUCUGGUGAUCUUGUUUUAAGGGAUACUGCUUUAGCGGUUAUACUAUAAUUGGUUUGUCCAGCAUUUGGUGAAGGUUGGAUUGUAGUCAAUACAGUUGAAAACCAUCUGCAUUGUCUUCAAGCGUGUAUAUAAGAGUGAUCGACGGAGGGAGAAUAAAACAUGAUAACAAUAGAUAAUACAUGUAUGGUGUAAUAUUAGGGUUAGAGAUAUAAAAAAUAUACAGGAUCAAUUUAUGAAGGGUAUUUUAUGGCAGUAUAUAAAACGACCUGCACUGCUCUAAUUGGUCCCCACGCAGGGUUAGAGCUCAGAGGUGUUGGUAAUGCUCUGCUCUCAUUGGUCCCCACGCAUCGUUAGAGCUGGCAUCUCUUCCCCAUGGAGGCCCCUCCCCCCACACCCCUCUCUUCAGUCCCCUGGCCUCAGAUCAGUUUAUCCGUGUUUCUGUCCGGUUCACUUCGAGGGGAACGGAGCACACGACUGAUCUAAUAUGGUAAAGCCAUAUGGUAAAGAAAUCAGAUGGAAUCAUUUCGGACAGAUACCGCAAUUGCCAUAUGGGUGUCUAUUAGAAAGUAUCAUCUUUUUUUCAUCACAAUUAAAAUUUUCUCUUAAAGGUCCCAUGACAUGCUAUUUUAUGUAUUUUUUAAUAUAGGUAUUAGUGGGCAACUAACACAGUAUUCAAAGUCGUUCCCGAAAUUCAGCCGUGGUGCAGGGUUACAGCCACUCCGAAACAGUCGCACAUUGAGCUUCCCCCAAAUGCGCUGUUUUGCCGUCUGUAGCUAUAAUGCAAAUGAGGAGGAGCGAGGCGGGUC